This is a messenger RNA of Fusarium sp. VM40, 1878 nucleotides long. The record is from the annotation of a GenBank genome assembly. NCBI's taxonomy places the organism in Eukaryota, Fungi, Ascomycota, Sordariomycetes, Hypocreales, Nectriaceae.
AUGUCUAAUACUGAAAAGCCCUCCUGGCGUAGUCUGGCUGGGAGCUGCGACUUGUGCGGCCUCUGCCACAAGGAAACGACGGCAUCGGCUGACAAUCACCCACCAAGGACGUCUUCCGUGGUCCCAAACAGAACAUCAGCCGCCUUGCCUCCCGAUCAAGUAUCGCUAAGAUCUCUUCCUCGAGCGAGUUCCGCACCUGUUCCAAGUCCGCAACCACCGGCUAUUUCAGUGACAAAACGUACUCCCAUUGCUGCCGUUACAGCCCAAGUCUUCACUGCCCCACAGCAUACGCCGGACUUUCCCGUUGCACCUCAAGUCUCUAGUGCUCGGCAGUCUACAACAUACUCUUCUGGUACUUCAACUCAGCAGCAAGCUGACCUUCGCCAACUAUGGGACGAAGCUAUCCAGAAGAUGAAAAAUUCGCCAGAUGGCGAAAAGCUAGCUGAAGUGAUCCAGGUUCAACAGAACACCCAUUCAGGAGAUACUGAUGUGACCUUGAUGGGACUAAUGUCUCGACUGCAGAAUGAGAUGGGGCGUGUGGGACUUAAAGGAAAGAUAGCAGAUCUUAUGGGCAAAGUAGUUUCCCAUUUGAAUCGCUUUGCUAUUGUGGGUGAUAUUGCUGUCAGCACCAACCCCAAUCCUGCGGCAUUGCCUUGGGCUGCCGUACGAUUUAUUCUUCUGAACCUGACCGCCGGUGAAGAAAUCAGGGACAAAAUCAUUGAAGGCAUCGUUCAAAUCACCAUCCUGGAGUUCGAAUGCAGUGUCUACCAAGAAGUUCAUCUGGCGUCUUUAAACUCCAGCCAACAAGCCACGCGCCGAAGACUCCGAGAUGCCAUUGUGGAAGUAUUUGCUCUAUCCAUUAAACUUCUCGGUUUUGCCCUUCAAAGGCAACAAGCAGUAAUGAAGAGCAUGACGGACGCUUUCCGGAUUGAAGACUUUGCGAGCUAUUUGAGAGAUCUCGCUACAGCGAAGGUCCGUCUACAUGACGCUGGCCACCACUGUGAUAUGUAUCACAAUUAUGAAAGUCGAGGCCAACUCAAAGAAUUGCACGACCUGGUAAUGCUUAAUGUCAAUGAGGGAGCCGAGGAUAGGGCCAGGAUGCAGCUGAAGGAUCUUCUCAUCGACCCAAAAGAUGUCGUCGACCACAUUCACCAUCCCGGAAACUCUUUCUGUCUCGAAGGCACACGGGUGGCUAUUUUACAGGACAUCAUGUCAUGGUCAAGUGAUUCGAAAAGCCCCUGUGUUUGCUGGCUUCCAGGUCUCGCUGGCACAGGGAAAAGCACCAUCUCUCGCACGGUUGCCCGCGACCUGAAGGGCAAAUCACUUGGGGCGAGUUUCUUCUUUAAGACAGGCGCUGGGAAUCGCGGUGAUGGACGGUUUGCGUUUGCCAUCAUCGCCUAUCAACUGGCCCUAAACUUUCCUCCGAUACGCCGCCACAUCCUUGUCGCGGUCAAGGAAGAUCCGACAUCAGCUAUGGCUCCAAUGCAGGUCCAAUGGCAGAGACUGAUCCUCAAUCCACUUUCUCAGCUACAAAGCAAAGAGCUCGGAAAGCCCCUGGUCCUAGUUAUUGAUGCAUUGGAUGAAUGUGAAGAGAACGACCGGAAGCAAAUUCUUCAAAUUCUUCAGGCAUCAUGUCCAGCAGCUUUACGAAUAUUCAUUACCAGCAGACAGGAACCUGAUAUUGAGGGUCAAUUUGCAGCGUAUCAACAGUCAUAUCAGCAGAUUGUACUUCACCGAGUCGACCAAGGAACCAUUGAGAAGGAUAUCACCGCGUUCCUCAAGUACAACGUUGAGGAGUUUGUGUUUGAAUACAACCGAUGCCAUCCACAGAAGCACUUGCAGAUUGAUGCAAAAUGGCCUGGCAACAUGCGUUUCUAG